CAUGUGCUGGCAGUAUGACGACAUGAAAAUGAAGACCGCAACCAAAAGAGGUGAAAUAGGUUGAAAAAACACCUUUUCUCAAUUAUUUUAAGGCCAAUGGCAUAUGCAUGGUGUAAUUCCUUAAAAGACAUUUUAGAUAAAUAUUAUUUUAUAACAGGUAUACUGAAGAUAAGAGAGGACUUGUGAGUUUUUGUCUGUGUUCUGAUAGUUAUGUAGUAUUGGUGAUUCCACGCAUCAAUUUGUCGAGGAAUCCACCGCUAAAAGGCGUAAUUUCGCUAACAUAAUUAUACUACUCUCCUUUGCUACACCACAACGUAUUACAACUCGUGUAACCGUUACUUAGGUCCAUUUUUAUGAAUUCGCGGGUAACAUUUCAUGAAACGGGAUUAUUUCUGUAUCCUUUUCUAAAGUUGUGUUGUGCACGGAUGCCACGCAAAUGUUAAGGCAUAAUAUGCCAGUUCCUAUUAAUUACACAACAUCAAAUUACCAGUUUCAAGAGGUCAUAAAGAAAUAACGGAUCAAAAAUCGUUUAUGGUAAAUUAGUAGACUUUACUUUGUGAUGGUAUAGUCUAGAUGCAUCCCGAGUAUUAUCGAUUAGUUUGUAUUUCGCAAUACAGUACACGACUCGGUGUUUUACGUUGAUAACAUACAGUAGGAAUUGCAUCACCACUGUGAAAUAUUCCAAGGGCUGGGUAUAUAAGGAUCUGGCUCGGCUGUAGUAAAUUACAAUAAAAUGUGAACUCGACAGUGACUGCUGUGUGCUCUUUUUCUUUAACGCCUUACCCAACAGGCGGAGACAAGCGGACCAAGUUUUUUGAGGAGAAGAAAUCGAAAAAUGGUGAACUUUACGGUGGACCAGCUGAGGUCAGCCAUGGACCACCGGACCGGUGUCCGGAACCUGGCAGUGAUAGCCCAUGUUGACCAUGGGAAGACAACCUUGACGGACUCUCUGUUGGCCAAGGCCGGGGUGAUCAACACUGACCAGGCUGGAGACAAGUGUGCCAUGGACACCAGGAAGGACGAGCAGCUCAAAGGCAUCACCAUCAAGUCCACUGCCAUUUCCUUGCUCUACGAGGUAGACCCUAAGUUAUUCCCAGCCGGAUCAGAGACUGGACUGAAGGAAUGCAUUGUCAACUUGAUUGACAGCCCGGGUCACGUGGAUUUCUCCUCAGAAGUGACGGCUGCGCUGAGGGUGGCUGAUGGUGCCCUGGUGGUGGUGGACAGUGUUAGUGGUGUAUGUGUCCAGACAGAGACGGUCCUACGUCAGGCUUUGGCGGAGCGAGUUCGUCCAGUCCUCAUGCUCAACAAGCUUGACCGCUGUGUGAUGGAGGUCCAGCUUGACCAUGAAGAACUGUACCGAUCCCUCUGUCGGACAAUCCAGUCUGUCAACAAUGCUGUGGACAUGUAUGGUCAGCCUGAUGUCAUGGGAAAACUCACGCUUGACCCAUCGCUUGGUAACGUGGCAUUCGGUUGCGGUCUACACCGUUGGGGUUUUACUCUGGUGAACUUUGCACGUUUGUAUGCAGCAAAGUUUGGCCUCUCAGAGGAAAAGCUGAUGCGUAGGUUGUGGGGCGAACACUACUACAAUCCUGGUACAAGAACUUGGAACAGAAUCGGUGGAGACGGAUAUGUCCGCGGAUUCAACAAGUUUAUCCUUGAGCCACUCUACACUAUGCUGAACACUUUGAAGACAAAAGAAAAGGAGGAAGUCUUCAAAUUGACAGACAAGCUCAACAUCCAUCUGUCUGGAGAGGAGAGGGCAGAGAGUGGUAAACCUCUCAUGAGAAAGGUCAUGCAGAAAUGGCUGCCUGUGGCCGAUGCCUUGCUCGAGAUGUUUGUUGCACACCUGCCGUCGCCUCUGACAGCACAGAAAUACCGUACAGAUCUACUGUACGAAGGACCCAUGGAUGAUGAUGCUGCUGUUGCCAUGAAACACUGUAACCCUAAUGGACCACUGAUGCUGUAUGUUUCCAAGAUGGUACCAACAUCAGACAAAGGACGUUUCUACGCGUUCGGCCGCGUAUUCUCUGGGACAGUAACAACUGGCCAGAAGGUCCGUAUCAUGGGGCCAAAAUACGAACCAGGCAACAACAAGUCAGCUGACCUCUUCAUCAAGACCAUUCCAAAGACCGUUGUGAUGAUGGGUGCAGGGACCAUGGCCAUAGAUGAGGUACCCUGCGGUAAUACAGUGGGAUUGGUGGGACUGGACAAAUAUCUGAUCAAGUCCGGCACAGUCUCCACUUACCAACAUGCCCACAACAUGGCGGUGAUGCGUUUCUCCGUCAGUCCAGUUGUCCGUGUGGCAGUAGAUCCCGUGAAUGCAGCUGAGUUACCUAAACUGCUGGAGGGUCUACAGAGACUGACCAAGUCUGACCCCAUGGUUCAGUGUAUAACAGAGAAUGGUCAACACAUUGUGGCCGGAGCAGGCGAGAUGCAUCUAGACAUCUGUCUGAAGGAUCUGGAGAAUGACCAUGCCUGUAUCCCAAUCAAGCGGUCUGAGCCAGUGGUCACUUACAAAGAGGGUGUGACACAGCGGUCAGAUCGGGUGUGUCUGGCCAAGUCCUUUAACAAACUGUGCAGGUUAAUGAUGACAGCAGAACCACUAGAGGAGACACUCUGUGAGGAUAUAGACGAGGGAAAGGUCAAGGCUACACAGGAUGUACGUGAGCGAGCGCAAUAUUUGGCUGCCAACUACGGCUUUGACAACCAGGAGGCUCGGAAGAUCUGGUGUUUUGGUCCAAACAAUAAUGGGCCCAACAUGUUGGUGGAUGCCAGCAAGUCUGUACAAUACCUACAGGACAUCCGUGACAUAGUCAGGGCUGGCUUUCAGUGGUCUACAGAGGAGGGAGUGCUAUGUGAGGAGAAUAUGCGUGGUGUGCAGUUCAACAUACAGGACGCCCACAUCCAUAGUGACCCCGCCCACAGACGUGGGGCGCAGAUCCUGCCUGCCACCAGGCGUUGUCUAAUGGCCUCUGUCCUCACAGCGGCACCCAGACUGAUGGAGCCUGUCUAUAAGGUGGAAAUCAAGGCACCCAAGUAUGUACUGGGAGGCGUGGUUAGUGUUCUGACUAAGAGGCGAGGACAAAUUGUUGACCAAGAGGAGGAUGUGGGCACACCCAUGGUCACCCUCAAGGCCUUCCUACCAGUGAAUGAGUCCUUUGGUUUUACUGAAAUGCUGCGUGGCGAGACAGGCGGUCAAGCUUUCCCUCAGUUGGUGUUUGACCACUGGCAGGUUCUUCCUGGAGACCCACUGGAUAAUACUUCCAAGGCUGGAACUGUUGUCAGGGCGAUAAGACAGCGGAAGGGCCUGAACCCGUUAAUACCAGCCCUAGACAACUUCCUUGAUAGGCUGUAGAGGACGGAGGAAAUCCUGUUUUGUUGUGUUUAAACACAAACUUUCGCUGCUAUUUUCCUAAAUAAAUUGGGAUUUCAUUAUGAUGAACAACGGCAAAAAAAAAUCACUAAUGAAAAAAUCAUGAAAAUUUGAGAUUUAGAUAUUUAAUACAGAAGUAAAAUGGUCAAGGUAGCAAUUAUUUAAAGCUCUAUUUCAGAACAAAGACUUUGUGGAAAAAUAAAUGAGACUUACAAAGUGGAAAAUGGUGGUUUUAUCAUUUUAAAUGCAAGGUUUGCACAACAGGGUCAUUGAUGGCCAGAUAUAGCUCAAUGAUAGCUAGAAUAUCAAACUAUGCUGCCUUUUCUCACUCCUGCACAAUUAACUGUAUUCAAGUCAGAAAAUUUACCGGAUGGUCCUUAAGAAAAUACAUCAAUCUUGGUACUCAAAAUAACGAAACUAUUUUCUCAUCUCUGCUGCUACAUACUUUAUAUUGGGUUUUUUUCCAGCAUGAUCAACCUUUCCAAGUCCUGCAAUCCAAGUUCCCAUAUUGGCCCAUCUUAGCCUUGUUCCCCGAUAUUAUCAUCAAGAUAUAUUUUCUUGAUUGUCACAUGAUAUUUAAAGAUACUUAAAUGUAGCAGCUGAUCAAAGAGAAACCAUAUUAUGCGGAAUUCAUGACUAGCUAGCUAUGCAAAAAAACAACAACAAAAAACGAUGCAAAAUGAAAGGAUAUUUAUUUCAGAUUUCUAUCAUUUUUCAAACCCAUGAUAUACAAAUAACCAAGAUAAUUUUGGCUCAUCAGCUGUCUACGAGGAGAAUCUACAGUUAUUCAUAUAUCUGUGUGUGACAAUUGUGUACCAUAAAUAUAGUAAAUAAAAUAUUACUCUAUAUUUAUCACACUGGAAAAUAUGUAUAAAAAAAUCCUACAGACGCUAUGUACAGUACAAUAUACAUAAUUGUCAACAGACAGUCCAUCUGUACAAUCGUCGAUAGAAAUAUUGUGUAAAAUAAUCUGCAUACCAAUACAGUACCAAUACUCCCAACACUCACAAAUACAAAUGUAUAUGUAAUACAAACCAUUAAUUGGGCCAACCUUAUAGAACUUUGAUAUACAGAUGGGUUCAACAUAUGAAUAAUUUCUAGUGGAGAAUUUUAUUUGUAUACAUUUUGA
Mizuhopecten yessoensis (Yesso scallop) is the source of this 4502-nucleotide messenger RNA. Its product is annotated as elongation factor 2-like. The coding region runs from base 836 to 3355 and encodes 839 amino acids. The transcript is spliced from 14 exons. Lineage: Eukaryota; Metazoa; Mollusca; Bivalvia; Pectinida; Pectinidae. Gene Ontology annotation, biological process: translational elongation. Gene Ontology annotation, molecular function: translation elongation factor activity; ribosome binding; GTPase activity. Gene Ontology annotation, cellular component: cytosol; ribonucleoprotein complex. The record is from RefSeq and is a predicted model, not a curated record.